UUUUGGGGUUUGAGUAUGGAUAGCUACCAUCAUCUUGACAACGCUAAAACUCAUUUGCCUCCUGGUUUUCGUUUCCAUCCGACGGACGAGGAGCUUAUUACUUAUUAUUUGUUGAAGAAAGUUGUUGAUAGUAGCUUCACUGGUAGAGCUAUAGCUGAAGUUGACCUUAACAAAUGUGAGCCUUGGGAGCUUCCUGAGAAGGCGAAGAUGGGGGAGAAAGAGUGGUAUUUCUUUAGCUUAAGAGAUAGAAAGUACCCAACCGGGUUGAGAACGAACCGAGCAACUGAGGCUGGUUAUUGGAAGGCGACUGGGAAAGAUAGGGAGAUUUAUAGCUCGAAGACGUGUGCACUUGUUGGAAUGAAGAAAACUCUUGUUUUUUAUAGGGGAAGAGCUCCUAAGGGUGAAAAGAGCAACUGGGUUAUGCAUGAAUAUCGCCUUGAAGGCAAAUUUGCAUACCAUUAUCACUCCAGAAGCUCAAAGGAUGACUGGGUUAUAUCGAGGGUUUUUCAGAAGAGUGGUGCUGGCAAUGGUGCAGGCAGCAGCAAUGGCAGUGGAGCGAGGUGCCGCAUGAGAGCCUCCAUUGCGCUCUGUCAAGAACCAAGUUCUCCAUCCUCAGUUUCCCUUCCACCACUAUUUGAUCCCACCACCGCCGUUUCCCUUACCGACCGUGACAGCUGCUCCUUUGACAGCCAUACUCAAUCUGAGCACGUGUCCUGUUUCUCCACCAUUGCUGCUGCAGCCGGCACUGACACUUCCACAACCACCCCUCUCUACCACCCCAUUUUUGACCUCGCGUUGCCGCCUCCGCCGCAGAUGAUCAACAACUGUUUCAAUUCAUUCCCAAGGUAUUCACGUGAUGCCGGUGUUUCAGUAUUUCCAAGCUUGAGGUCUCUUCAUGAGAAUUUGCAGUUCUCUUUCUUAUUCUCUCAGCCAACAAUGGCCGCACUUCCACUUCAAGGCGGUUCCCCAUUAACCUUUGGCGCUGUAUCCGAGGAGGGCAACAAUGCUUCCGGUGCUGGUGCCAAGAUAUCCUCUGGUUCAUCUGGGUUCGAUUGCAUGUGGACUUGCUAA
Molecule: messenger RNA, 1071 nt
Organism: Hibiscus syriacus
Lineage: Eukaryota; Viridiplantae; Streptophyta; Magnoliopsida; Malvales; Malvaceae
Product: protein CUP-SHAPED COTYLEDON 2-like
Exons: 3
Coding region: 16-1071 (351 amino acids)
Biological process (GO): regulation of DNA-templated transcription
Molecular function (GO): DNA binding
Source: RefSeq, a predicted model, not a curated record